Xyrauchen texanus (razorback sucker) is the source of this 3313-nucleotide messenger RNA. Its product is annotated as 2-oxoglutarate receptor 1. Gene Ontology annotation, molecular function: G protein-coupled receptor activity. Gene Ontology annotation, biological process: G protein-coupled receptor signaling pathway. The record is from RefSeq and is a predicted model, not a curated record. The transcript is spliced from 2 exons. Gene Ontology annotation, cellular component: plasma membrane. NCBI's taxonomy places the organism in Eukaryota, Metazoa, Chordata, Actinopteri, Cypriniformes, Catostomidae. Bases 163 to 1155 code for a protein of 330 amino acids.
ACAUAAAAACAGAUGAGACUUAACACAAAUGACGGUCAGUGGUUCACAUUUACUGAAUCUCUGGUCACGACUGUGUAUGGGUCCAUGAAACUACAUCCAUAUAAAUGUUGAUGAUUUAACACUAACCUGAGAAGAAAGUAAGGAAUCAACACUACGUCCAUCAUGGCAACUCUGGAGAAUAAUUCAACUGACUGUCUCCAUGUUGAUGAAUACAUAAAGAGUUAUUAUCUUCCAGUGAUGUAUGGUAUCAUCUGCUUAGUUGGACUUGUAGGAAACCUCACGGCAAUCGUCAUCUACCUGGCAAAGCUCCGACCCUGGAAAAGCAGCAGCAUAAUCAUAGUGAACCUGGCAGUGGCUGAUCUGCUCUGUGCACUGAGUUUACCUAUGCUGAUCAAGUUUUAUAUUACCAAAAACUGGAUGCUGGGAGAGUUCAUGUGCCGCUUCAUUCGAUUUUGCUUCCACUACAACCUCUACGGUGGUAUCCUUUUCCUCACUUGCCUCAGUAUCUUCCGUUACAUUGCGGUGGUGCACCCACUGAAGGCUGCUGAGAUUCAGAGAAAAAGAUGGGGCAUCUUAGCCUGCCUGGCUGUCUGGAUCAUCUCCUUGUUGGAGAUUUGGCCAAUGCUGGGCAUGAUUACCCUACAGCAGGAGGGCAACAUGACACAAUGCGUUGACUUCGCUAGUAACGAUCCUCGGGUGGUGUGGUGCUACGGUUGGAUACUCACAGCUUUUGGAUAUGUGAUACCUUUAAUGGUGGUAUGCUGGAGCUAUGCCCACAUAGCAGGUACUCUGGGCAGCAGCAUAUCCAGCCACAGACCGAGUCGUUCUCGAGCACGCAGGCUCUCAAUUCUGAUUCUUGUUGUGUUUGUAGUGUGUUUCUUACCCUAUCAUGUCUUGCGCGUGCUGAGGGUGGAUAGCCUGCGCAGGAACAAUGUGACAUGCAUGCAGAGGCGAGGCAUUAAUGCAGUCUACAUCUUGUCACGACCACUGGCGGGCCUCAACACCUUCUUCAACCUUGUGCUUUGUACACUGGCAGGAGACCAGUUUCAGCAGGCUUUCUGGAGCUUGGUGAACAGGAGGGUGUUCACGAACAGCAGGACAGCUGUGAUCCACACAACAAACAACCUGUCAAAGUUAGACCUCCUGAAUAUCUGAAUGCAGUACCAUUUGACCUGCUUCAUUACAUGGAUAAUACCAUAUAAUAACUUUAUUAUAUGUGCUUCACAAAACAUAAAAUAAAAACACACUCUGUAAAACACAACACAAUCGUAUAGUAAUAUAAUAAGAACAUAGUAAUAAAAGAAAGUCUAUACAAAAGAUUUUUUCAAUGAGACUUAAAAACAGACACAGAUUCUAAACAGACACAGCAGAUCUAAUAUCCUAGGGCAGGUUGUUGUACCAUAACCGUGGGGGCUAUAUACAGUAAAUAUACAGGAUCCCUCUUGCUCUCUCACUCUCUCUCUCUAUCUAUCUAUCAAUAUAUAUAUAUAUAUUAGGGCUGUCAAUCGAUUACAAUUUUUAAUUGAAUGAAUUAUAUGGUGUCCCGAUUAAUUAAUCGCAAUUAAUCGCAUAUUAUCAAAUAUUCAGAUAAUUAAAAUGCAUUACAUUCUUGUAGCAGAAGAGUUAAUCAUUGAUAAGACGAUACAAAAAGCGGCUUUAGAAUACAGUAUAUUUUUUACUACCAUAUUAUUGAACAUAAGUCAGUCAUUGGCAUACAGUUCACAGCAAUCCAUUUCACAAGUGAAUUUGUCAAUCAGUUCGAGAUUUAUUAUGAGGGCUUCUUUAAGGACACGUCAAUGUACACCUGUGUCAGACAUGCUUGUGUAGCGUCUCAGGUGCGUUGUAUCAUAAACAUAACAUAUUUAGGUCAUUGUGUCAAGUUAAAUAUAGUUUAAUACUUAGAACACAUCUUGAGAUCACUUCUGAGUUCAAAUUUGCGCUCCAUCAAGUGUUUUGAACGCAAGAGCGUAACGCAUGUCUGUAUUGUUCUGUCUGCUGGAUGGAUGUUUUGUUCUCUGUAUAAACUGCGCGUUGCCCAUACAGCUGAAAUUUAAAUUACUGCCCUCUGGAGUAAACAGGUGGUACUUCAAGCUUGCGUUUCUCAGGAAUCUUCCUUAUUACAGUCCGGGGGCAUUGCGUAAUUUUUUUUAACACGUUAUUUUUAAUCAAAUUAAUCGCACUGAAUUAACGCGUUAAAUCGACAGCCCUAAUAUAUAUAUAGUUCACUAUAAAAUAUGUUAAUUUCAUUGCAUUAAAUAACAAUCAAACCAAAUGCUAUUUAUUUUCAAUUAAGAUAACACAUACAUGAUAAAAUGAUAAACAAUAAAUAUACCUCUCAAAAAGUAUUGUAAAUGUUGUAGUUGUCAAGCUUAGUUGAACAUGGCAAUAGGUAAUGGAUUGAACUACACUUGUGGUUAAUCUGCUAUGAUCUUUUUGUGAACUUUUGGGGAAUUUACUUUAUAAAAUUACCUCGGGAUCAGUUGGUUAAAAUAAUUGUGAAAAUCGCUAAAAAAGGUUUACCACUUGGUUUGAUAUUUUGUUGCAAUGGUUGGCAUAAGUGUCCACAUAUUUUAUGGUGCCACCAUACUGUGUAAACUGUAUAUGUAAAAUAAUAUUAUUUUUAAUAACCAAUAGUGACAAUAAAAAAAUUUAAAUGGAUGCAGUGCAGGAUACAUACAGUAUAUGUAAUUAAUAUAUUGGCAUCAUAUAAAGAGUACACUAUGUAAAAGCAUUUGAGCAAAACAUUUGGAAAUGUGCUGUGCCCCUAAUUUGAAGUAUUUCUGUUGUAUUAGAAAAUGUGAUAAAAAAUAUAUAUUGAAAUGCUAUUUGUAUUCAUUCGUAUAUAGUCUUUAAUGUAUACAUGUUUUAAAGGAAACACUGUGUGGAAAUCAUUCCAAGUAAUUUGGGUCAGAUGCUGUUAGAUUUGUUAUAAAUGUUUCACCACUCAUCCAUGAUCUUUAUCUGUGUGUGCUCGGAAAUUUGAUAAAGGAACCACACGGAUGAGAGGCAACACAAAACAAGUCAUUCUUUGAUUAUCUGGAUGACUGAGAAUCUUCACUGACAAGGAAGCACACUGUUAUUUAUGGACAGCCAUUCAAAUCACAGAAACACAUCAGUAGCCAUUAGAUAUUACUUUAAGGAAGUAUUAUUGUAAGCCAUCCUACAUUCCUUCACUCAGAUUUCAGGAAUCUCUCUUUUCAACAAUGGACACUGCUCUAUGUUCUUGUUCUUCAGGUGUGUUUUCCCAUUGUACUGUUUGUGAAGAGAUCUGUCAGAACUUUCUUUUAAAUGAGCUCGAUUUUCAGAAGACUCC